Podarcis muralis (Common wall lizard) is the source of this 6200-nucleotide messenger RNA. It is a transcript of the gene SMPD3, whose product is annotated as sphingomyelin phosphodiesterase 3. Gene Ontology annotation, biological process: sphingomyelin metabolic process. Lineage: Eukaryota; Metazoa; Chordata; Lepidosauria; Squamata; Lacertidae. Gene Ontology annotation, molecular function: sphingomyelin phosphodiesterase activity. The record is from RefSeq and is a predicted model, not a curated record. Gene Ontology annotation, cellular component: cytoplasm; extracellular region.
GAGCCUGCGGUGGCCACGGCGGCGGCGGCGGCUGGUGUAAGAGAAGCGACGCGCAUGGGUAGGCUGUGUGUGGAGCUGUUCAGCGCAAAGGUGCUGAGCCUCGCUCGCGCUUAAGGAGGCUCCGCCGGCUGCUGCUGCUGCUCCCUUGGCUGGCGGCAUGGGACUGGGAUCCGGCUUCCUCCAUUGCCACGCACAGAAAGGAACCCGACUUUAACAAGCUUAUGCUACAGAAGGAAAGGCUGAAUGAAUCUUGAAACAGGGAGCCCAAGACAGUAGCAGGUCUUUUUCAGGUGAACUUCUGCCAUGGCUUCUUGUGAUGAGCAAUGAUACACUCUGAAGUCUACAGAGACCAAACAUCCAAAGGAAUGGUUGCUUCGCUUCCUUCUCACUGUCGCGAAAUGAAAUGGUGUUCCUAAGGUGAUAACUGCUUCUUGCAGUCUAGAAGACACAACUUCACUAGGACAUUUUGUUUUUAUUUUUAUUUUUGUCUGCAAACGCACAUUCUGAUGGCUGGCGGGCAGUGAUGACACCAUGUAGAAGGUCCUGAAGGGGUGUCCUAACUGAGUUGCAAUGGUUUUAUACACUACCCCAUUUCCAAACGGCUUUCUGUCAGCACUGCAUUCUUUCUCCUGGGGCUUGAUCUUCCCAUGUUAUUGGCUUGGAGACAGGCUUAUAGCCUCCUUUGUGCCUACCACCUAUGAGAAGCGCCAAAGGGGAGAUGAUCCGUGCUACUUCCACGCUCUGUGCAUCAUCAUCACCACUCCAAUUUACCUGGCGCUACUGGUGGUCUCUCUGCCUUUUGCCCUGAUUGGCUUCCUGCUCUGGUCCCCUCUCCAGUCUGCUAGGCGACCGUACGUCUACUCUAGGCUGCAAGACAAGAGCCAGAUCCAUGGAAGCACGUUGCUCACAGAGUGGAAGGCCGCCAGCAAUGGGAAAAGCUUCUGCUUUGGCAGCGCCAAUGUCUGCCUGCUCCCAGACUCCUUGGCAAGAUUGAACAAUGUUUUCAACACACAGGCCCGUGCUAAGGAGGUUGGGCGACGGAUACGGAAUGGGGCUAGCAGGCCACAGAUCAAAAUCUACAUUGAUUCCCCCACAAACACGUCCAUCAGCGCAGCAAGCUUCAGCAGCCUGGUCUCUCCUCAGGGCGGAGAUAGUAAUAACCGUGCAGUCAAUGUGGGCAUCAAGAGGACAACCUCGAUGGAGUACAAAGGGGACAACUCCGGCUCGAACAACAGCGAAGAUGGUAGAGAUGGCAAAGCUGGAGGAGAUACCAAUGAGGGUGAAGAUGGCAACACGUGCAUUGUGCGCAUAGGUGGAGAGGACAAUGGGCACAUUUCAGACCUGGAAGCGGAUGGCACUGGUGGCCAAGUCAAUAACAGCAAGGGGCCUGCAGACCGAUCACCAGAAUCUGAAGCCGAGAGCCUGAAAGGCCAGACUCCGAACCAUAAGCAGAAAGAGGGGGAUUCUGGGAGCCUAGAUAGCUACACUGCCUCGCGAGAAUCCCUAGUGAAGGUGCGUGCCGCAGAUGGCCCUGUGGACCAGAGCACUGUCAACAGCAAGCUCCUUUACAAGGCCUCACUGAUGAAGAAGACCUCCUUGAGAAAAAAGAGAAACACAGAUGAGCUCUUUGACCACGAGAUCUCCGCUUUCUUCCCUGCCAAUUUGGACUUCCUGUGCUUGCAGGAAGUGUUUGACAAAAGGGCGGCUGAGAAAUUGAAAGAGGAGCUCCACCAUUACUUUGAAUACAUUCUGUACGAUGUUGGGGUCUACAGCUGCCACGGCUGCUGUACCUUUAAGUUUGUGAACAGUGGCCUGCUUUUUGCCAGCCGCUAUCCAGUUAUGGAUGCUGCUUAUCACUGUUAUCCCAAUGGAAAAGGAACAGACGCCUUGUCUUCUAAGGGGGCCCUGUUUCUCAAGGUGCAAGUGGGAAGUACACCUCAGGACCAAAGAAUUGUGGGAUACAUUUCCUGCACUCACUUGCAAGCUCUGGCAGGGGACAGUACUGUUCGAUGCGAACAACUGGAUCUGCUUCAGGAUUGGCUGGCUGAUUUCAGAAAAUCUACCUCCUCCUCCAGCACAGCCAAUCCAGAGGAGCUGGUGGCAUUUGAUGUACUCUGUGGAGAUCUCAACUUUGACAAUUGCUCAUCAGAUGACAAGCUGGAGCAGCAGCAUUCCUUGUUUACACGCUACAAGGACCCAUGCCGGCUUGGUCCAGGGGAGGACAAAUCAUGGGCAAUUGGUACCUUGUUAGAUCCAGAAGGACUAUACGAUGAAGAAGUGUGCACAGCAGAUAACCUGCAGAAGACAAUGGAAAGUGAAGAAGGGCGAAAAGCCUAUAUUGUCUUUCCUACCAGCAAGACCCAUCCUUCAAGUCAGAAGGGGAGGAAGAGAGCUUUGAAGGGGAACGGGAGGCGAAUUGACUACAUGCUUUACACUGAAGAAGGACUCUAUCUAGAGUGGAAAGUGGAAGUGGAAGAGUUCAGUUUCAUUACUCAGCUGGCAGGCUUAACUGAUCACCUGCCUGUUGCCAUGCGCCUGAUGGUUUCAACGGGAGAAGAGGAUCCUUAAAAAAGGACCGUUUUUUCGUCCCCCAAGUGUGUAGAGGAGGGAACUUCCAAACUUGUGACCAAGAUGCAAGACAGAGUGUGGGAUAUUUUGGAUGCCCCCACCCCCUCCAGACCAGGCUUGACUCAGACGAUCCUCUGGCUGCGAUUCUACCUGCUUUUCAGAUUCCUCUCCAUUUGCAUCCUGUUAGGAAGAUGUUAAAAAGGGAAGCAGAGAACGUAUGUGAAUGUGUGCAUGGGGAGAUGGGGAAGGGAGGGGGGGUCAGCCCACCCACAAGCGUCACGAGUUGCCGGGCAACCGGGCAAGCCUGUAUUUCUAUACUUUCACUGUGGACUUAAAAGGAACCAAGGUAGAAGUCCCAAUUCUUUUGAACCAGUGCCAUUCUUACAAAACAAUGUUUUUUUAUAUAUAUACUGAUAUAUAGCACAAUUUAGUUUGUAAUCAGUCUCUGUGUUAGUGCUGCUCCAAAAGCGAGUUUUCGAAUCAUUUCUUUAUAUAUCCUUAAUGAGCUAAUGCUUAAUUUCUCUCUUCUUCUUCUUUUUUAAAAAAAUCCUUUUCUUCCCCACCCCCUUUCCUUUCCUUUUUUCUUUUUAGCCUGUUAAUGUUGUAGUAGCAUGCCUGCGUCAGAAGCAUGCCUCCACAUUGCAUGUCACUCACUUAGGAAUGGAAUGGUCAGUGAGGUACCAUUGGGGUGGAGGUGGGUGGGCAGGUAGGGGAAACGAGAAGGAUGGCAAUGGUAAUUCAGAACCCAAAGCAUCCUGGCGACAGCAUUCUUAGGACCUUGAAAACCCAGGUUUGGAAAACAGUGUCAUAUUGCCUAUAAGCAGGCGACUGUCAAAACAGUAGGGCCAAAUCCUAAAGUAUUCUCUACCAAUGCAAUCCUGGAGAUAAGAUUUCAGAAGACACUAUGGCAGAUGUGGCAGAUACAAGUGGCGGCAUCUUUCCUGGACUGGUCCAUUGCAGCUUGCAGUACGAGAGGUUUAGCACACAAACUUUCAAAGCUGUCUUAUGUCACCACCAGACAAUAAGUUGUAUCUAACAAAGUGGAAUGGAGUUGCCCCUCAUUCUCCUUCCCUCAGGUGUUUCCCCAAAACCUGUUUGGGGUUCCUCCCCAACCCUCCAGAGCAGAUUUUGGGAUGCCCAGGAAGGAGGGAAGGGAAGGAGGUUCUGUUGUGCUUCUGGGAGUCCGUCUACUAACAGGACAACUUUCUUGGAUACAACCCCGUCAGUCUAAUAAUCUAUCUCAACAUUGUCUGCUCUGACUCUCUGGUGGCUCUAACCUGAUCUGCAGCAAUUUUUGUGUGGAUGGGGCCAUAAUUACCCUUCAGGUUCUGAACUUUUGUGAUACCAAAAUGCAUUUAAUAAUGCAUAUUUUAGAAUAAAACACAUACAUUGAGACAAAAUACAUACUUAAAUAUUUUGUGAUGAAAUGCAUAUUGAAAUCCAUAUCAAAAUACCACCGAAAUACAAAUUCUUGUGCAGUUUUGUUUUUUUAAAAGACAGGUUAAUACGGAACAGGAACAGAUUGGAUUUAUGAAUAAACACAUGUAAAGUUGGCGUAGACUAUGGAACCCACCUCAGUUACGUGAAUAUUGGAACGUUCCUCCACCAAAAGAUGGUUCUCAGCACAUGGAAAGGUAGUAUGUCAGGGGAAAGGCUAGCCUAAAUCUUCUCCGUAGUGUGUUAGUUUAAUAUAGGUGGUGAGCGGGAAAAUUGAACUAUGUAAACCCAGCCAUCACAACCACAAGGGAAACAUGACCAAUGGAGUCUGCUGAAUGCCUGAAUUGGCCCAUAGACCUACUGAAUAUGUCAACAAAGUGGCACGGCUGAAUCCAACGCAGUUCCAGUGCUGUCUGGAUGAAGGAAUCGCAUGGAACAGAUGGGUCAUGUGCAAUGCAACCACACCAGUGCUAUCAACCCUCAAUGAGGUAUAGCGCCAAUGCAGUUACUUACUGUUCUGCCUGCCCAUCCCAGUGGGAUUUCUUCAUUUGAACACGAUCAGAGCAACAUGGAAAUCAAUCACAGGGAAACAGUGGCUACUCUAGUAAUGUGUAUAUUAGUCCUCAAGCAUUGUGAGAACAGAGAGAGCAAUGCAAGGAAAUAGGUGGCGGAGGGCCUUAGCUAAAACACAAGCAACUUCACCAGAAGCGCAUAGCAAGACAUAGUAGGGAAGUUCUGUAAAUUCUGAAUCAGACAGACUAAAAGGUGCCACAUUCGGAAGAUGUGCCUGUCACUCCAAGGAGAGGAAGAUCUCACACAUUACCAUUUGUACCUCUUAACUUCUGUUGCAGAAGAUUUGUUUGCUCGUUCUUCUCUUGUGCUGAUGGACUUCCAUUCCUGCCCCGCUCCCCCAGCUUGGUAGUUCAGCUUGAUUUGAGGUGGUGGACUGAAAUUUCUGAACCCCAUCCCUCUUCCCACAGCAGGGCUUGUACAGCAUGUAUGAAGGAAAGAGUGCCUUUAAACACAUGCAGAGUGCCCGAGUUUUCCCCACUAAGAACCAUCAAGUGUUCUCUGCCCACCCAUUGACAGAGGGAGUGGCUUCUGGGGCAGCAUGGCCUAAACAUGACUUCCACUGUCCAGUCACAGUACCUCAUUCGUUUAUAACCUCAUUCACUUGCAACACUCACAGGAGGCAGUGAUGGCCACCAAUUUGGAUAGCUUUAAAAGAGAAUUAGACUGGAGAAUUAGAAUGAAGGAGAAGGCUAUUGAUGGCUACUAGCCAUGAUCUUGUGUUCAAAUCCUGCUUGCUGGUUUCCCACAGGCAUCUAUAAAGUUCAUGAAUAAGUACCCAAGCACUAUUAUCUAUUUCCUACCUGAACACAAAUUUAUUUUAUGAACUCUAAAUAGACCCUCACCUGCAACAAUCUGUUUCUCUCCUAGUCUGCACUUCUGAUGUGACACUUUCCUUUUUUAGAAGUGACAAGCACACCUUCCAGAGCAGGAAGAAUCUGUACCUCUCCAAAAUAGUAUUGCCACUUAUAAAUGGUGGAAGAUCAAAUGUCAUAGAUCAACCCAAUCUGCUUUUCAUAUCCCUCUUGAAAUCAGAGGCAGAAUUUUCAAAUAUGCUUAAGCAGUUGUGGGCUUGUCAUUCAGCAUUAUGCCGCUGCACACUGAAACAUGUUCCUGUCAUGUAUUAGGUACACUGGGAGGCACUAUUGUUGCCUGUUCAGCUCCACGGUUGCCAAAAUACAUUAGGGUGUAGCAUAGAUUGAGCCAAGCCGCCCCACCAGUCUUUAGCGAAAUCUCUGAUUUCAUAAUGCUUCAAAAUUCUGCGUUUCUGCAGCUAAGGAUGGCAGAGGUUGUUGCCAGUGCAACCAGUGCAACAUUUUGGAUCAUCUUGGGAGGGAAGGGCAAGCCCCCAGUUAGUAUAUCUUUGUACAGAUGCAUUAAUUGGGGGCCAUCCUAAGUGGAGAGCAUGUCUCAGAAUCUGGCAACAGAUCUCAGUGCUAUGGCUGUGAGAUUGAACAAGAUGCACCAUAGAACCAGAUGGCUCCAGAAGCAGGGUUUUUCUUUGCCUCUUCUGAAAAACAAAGAACAAGAAAUCAAGGAAGAUGAAAUAAAAGACUGGUGGAUCAGAGAGACCUGAUUGGAAAUGAUGCAAACAUUUCUGGAGAAAUGGAAUACAGUGCAAACAU